GAUCAGCCCGAAACUCGAAUUGACGGCCCAUCGGAUCAAUUUCUAGAAUGUUCUAGACUCAUUCAAUACCAUGGCUACUCACGUGGACACGUUCUUUAGCGGAGACCCUAACCGCCUUCUAUACAGUUUGUAACUCGCUCUCCAUUUUCAUGCGCUUACUGAGAUUGUUCGCGAAUCCUAUCGCCGUCCGAUUCUUCUCUCGUCCUCUGUGCAUAUUGAAAAUGGCGAAGGAUAUUUCAUAUUUUGAGUUAAACACCGGUGCUAAAAUUCCUUCUGUUGGGCUCGGUACGUGGCAGGCAGAGCCUGGCGUCGUCGGACACGCGGUUGAAGCAGCCAUUAAGAGUGGAUAUCGCCACAUCGAUUGUGCUCGGAUAUAUGGAAAUGAGAAGGAGAUUGGUGUAGUUUUAAAGAACCUGCUCGAUGGAGGAGUUGUGAAGAGAGAGGAAUUGUUUAUAACAUCAAAACUCUGGUGCACAGACCAAGCACCUGAAGAUGUACCUGUGGCCUCAAGCCACACACUCCAAGAUCUGCAGCUUGAAUAUGUUGAUUUGUACCUCAUACAUUGGCCUGUGCGUAUGAAAAAGGGAUCUGUGGGCUUUAAACCAGAAAACCUUGCGACAACUGAUAUACCUGGAACAUGGAAGGCCAUGGAAGCACUCAAAGACUCUGGCAAGGCACGAGCCAUAGGCGUUAGCAAUUUCUCAGUGAAAAAGCUUGGUGAUUUGCUGAAUGUAGCUCGCAUUCCUCCGGCCGUCAACCAGGUUGAAUGCCAUCCCGUAUGGCAGCAGGCUAAACUGCGGGAAUUCUGUAAAUCCAAGGGAGUUCACCUAUCUGGUUAUUCACCUUUGGGCUCUCCUGGUUCAUCGGGGAUGAAAGGCGAAGUCCUCAAGCAUCCUGUUGUGAUUGAUAUUGCAGAAAAAUUAGGCAAAACUCCCGCACAGGUGGCACUAAGGUGGGGAUUGCAAAUGGGCCACAGUGUACUUCCAAAGAGCACCAAGGAAUCACGGGUCAAAGAAAACUUUGAUGUUUUCGGAUGGAGCAUACCAGAUGACUUGCUCGUUAAAUUCUCUGAGAUUCAGCAGCAGGAAAGAUUGAUAAAGGGCACUGCAUUUGUCCAUGAGACGAUGGGUCAGUACAAAACACUUCAAGAGCUUUGGGAUGGAGAGAUCUAAGACACUCAAUAAUCAACCUUCGGUUGGCAAUUCGAAUACAUGUGAAAAUAACAGAGCAGUUAUCUGGUAGUAAUUAUUGCCUAGAGCGCAUUGGACUGGGUUUGUGCUCUGUAAUGCCAAAGGUUUCGCACUAUCAUAUUUUUACACUAAAACUAUAUGGUGCUGCAUUCAUGAUUUUACUGGAUUAUGUUACUUAAUUUCAGUCCAUAUUUUUGUGAUUCAAAGCCACAAAAUUAUUAGGUAAAUU
Molecule: messenger RNA, 1419 nt
Organism: Andrographis paniculata
Lineage: Eukaryota; Viridiplantae; Streptophyta; Magnoliopsida; Lamiales; Acanthaceae
Product: aldo-keto reductase family 4 member C10-like
Exons: 7
Coding region: 150-1172 (340 amino acids)
Cellular component (GO): cytosol
Molecular function (GO): aldose reductase (NADPH) activity
Source: RefSeq, a predicted model, not a curated record